Messenger RNA from Plasmodium vivax (malaria parasite P. vivax), 369 nucleotides. RefSeq lists its product as hypothetical. The coding region runs from base 1 to 369 and encodes 122 amino acids. The transcript has a single exon. Lineage: Eukaryota; Apicomplexa; Aconoidasida; Haemosporida; Plasmodiidae. The record is from RefSeq and is a predicted model, not a curated record.
AUGGCAAAAAAAAUAAGGCGGCAAAAAAAUGGCAAAAAAAUAAGGCGGCAAAAAAAUGGCAAAAAAAUAAGGCGGCCAAAAAACGGCAAAAAAAUAAGGCGGCCAAAAAACGGCAAAAAAAUAAGGCGGCCAAAAAACGGCAAAAAAAUAAGGCGGCCAAAAAACGGCAAAAAAAUAAGGCGGCCAAAAAACGGCAAAAAAAUAAGGCGGCCAAAAAACGGCAAAAAAAUAAGGCGGCCAGAAAAACGGCAAAAAGACAACACAAUAAAAAAAACAACAAAAUGCAGCGAAGAAAUGCAAAGUGAAAAAACACGCGGUUGUUUACGCAGCAAGCACGCGGACACAAAAUCAGCGCGUGGAAACGUGUAG